AUGUUGUUCCACGGUCGCAUUUCGUCAGUGUCCCACGGAUUCUCAGCCAACCAGGAGCAGCAGCAGCAGGAGCAGCAGCAGGAGGAGCAGGAGCAGCAGCAGCAGGAGGAGCAGCAGCAGGAGGAGCAGCAGCAGGAGGAGCAGGAGCAGCAGCAGCAGGAGGAGCAGCAGCAGGAGGAGCAGGAGCAGCAGCAGCAGGAGGAGCAGCAGCAGGAGGAGCAGCAGUAG
Knipowitschia caucasica is the source of this 228-nucleotide messenger RNA. NCBI's taxonomy places the organism in Eukaryota, Metazoa, Chordata, Actinopteri, Gobiiformes, Gobiidae. The record is from the annotation of a GenBank genome assembly.